GUGUUUGUAAAUCUAAUUCUAGAGGCAUACUUGUUUUUGUUCAUCUCCAUAUCUAGGAAAUUUAGUAUUACUCAUCAGUUUAAAAAUAAAGCAAGUAUUUUAUAUAAAAGACAAUAUUUUGAUAACUAAAAAUAUGCAGACCAUUCAUAAUGACAACUUAGAUAAAUACAAAACAAUAUUUUCUUUAAUCAAAACGAACUCAAAAACUGGAUGACCUAUUUUCGAGUUUUGCAUUCGUACUUCCGAGUACUUCGUAGAUCUAGAUUCAAGAUCUAGAUUCUAGAUCUAGAUCUAAUUCUAAUCUAGAUCUAGUUACUACUGCUGUACUGGAGAUCAUCUUAAGUUGAGUCUAGAUCUAGAUCGCAUAGAUCUAGAGCUAUAACUUUUCAGAUAAUAACCAAUAGUUUAUCUUUUCAAAGUUUCUGCUGAUGAUAUCUGAUUGAUAAAAUAUUUAAAAAUAAAAUUAGAGAAAUGGCAGAUGUUGAAGAAACAAAUACUCUGUCUGGGUCGAGUUCUUCCACAUCCCAAGACUCAACACAACCAGCUGCGUUGUCUGUUGUCUCAUCUCCAACUGCUUCAGCCACUAUUCGGCACAGCCACCUGAGAUUUCCUGUAAGAGUUGGAAUUUCAUGGGUGAAAGGAGAAAGACUUGAAGCUAUGGACUUUUCUAGGACCUGGUACCCUUCAAAAAUAGUUGAAAUAGACGAAGACCAAAAGCUUGUGCUGAUACACUUUGAAGGAUGGAACCAGAGGUAUGACGAAUGGGUGCCUAUGGAUAGUGACAAAUUGCGACCAGUCACUCGUCAUUCUGAGCGCAAGGACAAAAGUAACAGGAAACGUCGGAUUCAUCCACACCCUGUGAGUGAUCUCGCCACCAUUUAUCGGGCCGGGGAGCUAGUGUUAGCCAAGUGGUCUGACUGUAAGAAAUAUCCAGCAAAAAUUAGCAGACUAAUGGAGGAUGGCUCGUAUGAGGUCCACUUCUAUGAUGGGGUGUCUUGCAACAUUCAGGCUAUGAACAUCCAGCCCAUGCCAGAGGAGAUGAAAUCUAUGAAGUUACUCUCCAUGAAGUCGCCACCUUCUCUCAAGCCAAAACUUUCUUUUAAAAACAUUAAAGUGACUUUACCAGAAAGCAUCAAAAAGAAAGUAGAGGAAAGUAGAGAGAGAAACAAAAUGAUGGCGUCAACAAAAGCAUUUUCAUCGCAGAAGUGUUCACUGUCACCCAAGAUGUACAUUAAAAGGGAGAUAAAACCAAACAGGCUGCAUCUCUCUCCACUCAAGAUAAGAGCAUUCAAAAAGUCACACACAUCAGGGGAGUCUGAAGCUUCCAUGUCGCCAGUGAUUGAAGCAGGCUGUAGCAAAACAUUUUCACCAUCUCCCGAGGUCAUUGACACAUCCUCAACCACUGCAUCUCCUUCACUGCCUGAUCAGCUGUCCACACCAGAGACCAGCCAAGAGAAGACAACUGAGGUGCUAAAGAAAAGUGUCAUGGUUAAGGGCCCUGAUGAGGACAGUGCACUGACUCAGACCAUCACAGCAGCUGAGAUUACCCAGGCUACAGACAGUGAACCAGUACACACUGCAGCUGUCAUUAGUCAGGUCACAGAGCAUGAACCAAUACAUCUAGCCAUACCCAAACCUGUUGAAGUUUUGAAGAGACCAGGUAGAAAAAGAAGGAAAAAGAAAAGUUUCCAGUGUCACAUUAUCAAAACUGAUCACAGCAAGAAUGAAACUCCCAAAAUUCCCAAGCUGAAAAUUACUCUACCAAGCAGUGCUAUGGCGCAACCAAAGCUGGAACAGCCAAAGGUAGAUGCCUCAGCUAUCCCUACAUCAACCCAGCCCAUACCUCUGGCUAAAAUUGUCCCUGCCAAAGCCUUUGUUGUAGAGGUGGACCACAACCCCUUCAAGUGCCCCCAUGAGGGCUGCAACAAGGCCUUCAGGAAGGAGAACCUACUGGCCUACCACAUCAAGUACUACCACACGGACACAGAGUCUGUGCCCCACACACCUGGAGAGGCGGCCUCACCUCUGGUCCCCUCCCCUCACAUACAAUCCCCAAGCUCCGCCCCUGUGGUCAGACGAAGAAGAAAAAAGACCAAUAGCGUUUGUUCCACAGAUUCUGAUCUUUCCAUCGGGUCUAAGGGGAAAUCCUCCAGCAAACGGCAGCGCCACGAUUCUGAGAUUUCUGUCACCACAGCCAGUCCUGAUCUUGUCAGCCGAGACUUGUGGGCAGAUGUGAAGCCGCAACGUGUUUCACAAGACAGUUUGGUUGAUGAGGUGGCAGGGGUGGAGACGGAGGAGGAAGAAAUGGAGUCGGACAUCGUCAACUGUGUUUGUGGCCUUAGAGAAACCAAUGGUUUAAUGAUACAGUGUGACGUGUGCAUGUGUUGGCAGCAUUUUGCUUGUGUUGAUAACAAAAACACCGGCGAACCCCCAGCAAACUAUGUUUGUUUCAUUUGUGAAAACACACCAGGGAUCCGGGACAGCUGUAAAUAUAUCCACGACAUGGGCUGGGAGAAGAGAGGGGACCUGCCCACCUUUCCUUUCCUCACGGAGGCGCCCAGUGAGCACCUGAAGACCAUUGCCUGUGAGUGUAAUGACCUUUCGGGUACCUUACACAAGAUCAAGGCAGCGUUACAUUCUACAAGACGGCAAAUCAAAAUUUCAAAGGAAGAUGGGGACUCCGAGUUUCAGCUCUGGCAGACAGACUGGGACAACUGGACCAAGCCGGACGAAGACCUGGCCCUGACCCCAAGAUCUGCUGACCCUGACCCUUCACCUACGCCCUCCACCUUCCUCUUCUCAUCUGUCCCCACCUCCACCCCCACCAUCACAACAACCAACUGCAUGACCUUCCCACCCUUCUCUGCCACCGACCUGGUCGCGUCGCACCCUGCCACCACCACCUCCACCACUGUGUCUUCAUCAAACAUGCAUUCCUACUCAACACUGACGACAACCAUUGAGGUCUCCUCCACACUGCCCUCCCCUUCAAUUAUAUCGCAAGCUUCAGAGCAGAAUUCAACAGAAACUGUAUGCUCUAGUUCCACGCCCCCUCCAGGGAGCUUGCGCUGCAUCUCUAGCUCAGCCCCUGCCCCAACACUACCUCAGGCAAAGGCAGGUAACCUCAAUCAUCACACGUUUCCCGGCCCAAGUGGGGACUCCAACAUGGCUGUCUCCGCAGCAGACAAACCUAACGGCAGGCAGGAAGGCGUUACAGCCAAUGAUUUGACACGUGUGGACCCAGGUAAUACGAGGCAGCAGAGUUGGUCUGAAAUCACAGAAUCUCAGACGGAUCCUAAAACGAACAUUUCCGCAUUGGGUUCAGAUCCGCAAACCCCCAGGGCAAAUGUCACAGAUGGCACGCCAUUGGUGGGCCCAGCUGUGGACAGGUCAACUUUACCUGGCUGUCUGGACAAACCAGCUGUACCUGAGUCUGUGGAUAAGACGGAUCACACUAAUCCAUUACCCAUCGGCUCCCCGCUAGAUGGAGAUGCCGACGAUAACUUUUCCAACCAGUCCAAAAACUUGAGUGAACUCUACAUAGAUGUGAAUGGGGCCCAGUCUCAUUCCGCUGGUUACAACGAUGAUCAAGAUAACGAUACGGACACUGCUGAAGAGUCUGUGGACCCCUAUAAGAACUGUGAACACAACCUCCUUGUACAUGUGACCAAAGUUCACCACGACAUUGAAAAACACUUGCAAAUUCUGGAGCAACAGAUCGUUGAAUUGGAAAAGGCUGAGCAUUGCAACCCUACGGUCCAAUUGUCAGAGGAGAAUAUUUUAAACGAUGUCCCAGCACUUAAGAAAUCCCUGGGCAAGCUUGCUCGGAAUGUCUACAAAGUACAGCGACUCUGCAUACACAACUAAUACUUACUCUUAAUUUUAAAAUAUUAAUGCGAGAUAAUUUAGAGACUAAAAUAUUGAAAUUUUGUAUUUUUAAAUGAUUUAUUUUAAUUUAUAUUUGAUGUUUAUUGUCUUGAAGAUACACCAAUUGAAUAUCGAAAUAUGUAUCUGGCUGUGGUGGGUUAGUCUAAAAUAAUUUAGUUCGGUCAUUUUUUUUAUGUAUUCAAAUAUAUUUAGUUUUAGUUUUAUAUUAUAAAUUUGUUUUACAUUAAUUUGUGUUCCUUGCUGUGAAAAAUUUAAAUAUUUUGUAUACAAAAUCUUAUUAUGAUCUGUGAACUCUGAUAUUUAUCUUGUUUUUUUCCUAGUUAAUGUAAAUGACAUCACUUACAAUGUUACUCAAAAGAUACUUGUUGUUAACCGACUUGCCAUGUAUUCUGUUUUCAUGUUUAAACAACAUCUGUUUGAAAAGGUUUAAUAUUUAUUUCUAUGUCAAUCUGUUGAGAAAACUCAUCAGCAAAAAAAAAAAUAUGUACUGGAGAUUUCUGAUUAAAUAUAUAGUUAAUACAUUUUUUUGUUGUUU
Molecule: messenger RNA, 4423 nt
Organism: Physella acuta
Lineage: Eukaryota; Metazoa; Mollusca; Gastropoda; Physidae
Product: PHD finger protein 20
Biological process (GO): regulation of transcription by RNA polymerase II
Cellular component (GO): NSL complex; nucleus
Source: RefSeq, a predicted model, not a curated record